GUUUACACAUAUUAUCUAAGGUGAUACUGGACCCGGGCCCUGCUCUACAACAAGAUUGCAUUGACAGCGACAUCACAGCUAUCACACGACACCUUGCCAUCUCCGCUGCAAACAGGCCACCUUUGCAAGACGAUGAGCACGAAAACCAAUUACGCAAGGCAGGACAUAAAAGAGGAAAAUGCAAAUUGAACGAUAAAAGCCCCUCGUGUGGGCAAAAGGGAGCGUGGCUGGUCCGGCUGUGCCUCAGAGCUAUGCUGCAAAAAAAAAAAAAAAAAGGGGGCUAUAGAGCUCUGCUGUGAGGUGAUAAAAUAAAGGGGACCACGCUUAUAAUAGCCUGCAAUAUCUUCACACAUCACAGAGUCACACACGGGCGUAUGUUAACUGCGUUUUGCUCUUCUCUCCUUCCGUCUUUUUCACUCCUUUUAUCUUCUCCCUUUAUAAUCUAUUUAUUUAUUUAUCUUACUCCCCACAGCACAACACCAGCAUCAGCACUUAGGAUCUCAUCGGUUACAAGGAGACAGGUCACACACGCCAUACUGUACUGCGUGUCUGUGGAAAACUGGAGAAUUUCUCUCCCCACUGCAGUGGUAUCCCACAAAGAGCCCACAGAGAGCAGUGUUGAAGGUCGACACCAACAUCACACUGAAGGAAUCACUGCGAACAACGUGACGCGUCAGCGCCAGCUCUGCACCAGCCGGGUCCAGUGGAGCCGCAGCUGAGGAGCUGAGGAACUGGGGAUUUGACUGGCAGCUGGUACACCACUAAGGGAGGGGAGAGAGGCGGCUGGGCAGUGGGGUCGACGAGCCUAGCUGGCGCUGGGUGAAUGCUGCCUGGCGAGGACAAGGGCUGAGGCGGCAGCAGCAUCAACUUGAGAAGGAGCAUGGCAUCCACGGGCAUGCAGAUAUUUGGAUUUGUCCUGGCGCUGUUGGGCAUCAUGGGUGCUAUGGUGGCCACUCUGCUGCCCAACUGGAAGGUCAGCGCAGAUGUGGGCUCCAACAUCAUCACAGCGAUUUCCCAGAUGCAGGGUCUGUGGAUGGACUGCACAUGGUACAGCACUGGCAUGUUCAGUUGCACACUUAAGUAUUCGGUGCUUUCACUACCUGCGUACUUGCAGACUGCCCGCACCACUAUGGUGCUCUGUUGCGUGAUGGCUGCCAUGGGCCUCUGCCUUGCAUCCCUGGGACUAAAAUGCACACGCUGGGGCGGUGGACGGCGUUCCAAGCGGCACGCCGCAAUUGCCAGUGGUGGCUGCUUCGUUGCUGCAGGCUUUCUGUGCCUGGUGCCUGCUUCCUGGUUUACCAACGAGGUCAUCACCAACUUCCUGGACUCCAGUGUGCCCGAGAGCAAUAAAUUUGAGCCUGGGGGUGCUGUGUACGUGGCCUUUGUAUCAGCAGGAUUUCUUUUUGUUGGGGGGUCCAUCUUCUGUAUGUCCUGCUCGGGGAAGAGGCAUGGACCCCAGGACCUGGUCCUGCUUCCUCCCCCUGACAAAUUGCUGCUCCAGCAGCAGCAGCAGCAGCAACAGCUGCUCCAGCAGCAGCAGGAGCUCCAGCACCAGUACUGCUCUCUCUCCCCAUUAGACAAUAAGACUGGCUACAGCCUGCAGGACUAUGUGUAAUAAAGCAGCGCUGUGUACGCUACGGCUAAAGGGAGAUGAGCCUGAGGGGGAACCAUCGCGGCUUAUGCUACACACUAGGCUCCACUCCAGAUGGAGGUGGAGAAAAAAUAAGAGAGGAGGGCAACAACUUUGAAUUCAUUUUCCCUUCUCCUCUAUCUUGCUCUUCUCCCUUUUUCUGUUUUGCAAGCACAAGCAGUGGAGGUAUUCCCUGAGCAGCGCCUUGGAACAAACAGUGUGAAUGUGUAAGGAGCCAGGAUAAGGUGCUGCAGCAUCGAAGGAAGCCGCUAACCAAAUGCAGACAUCCUUCAUCAGUAAAUCACAGAAAGAGUUCCCCGGGGAAUGGAUUAAGCAAAUAAGGAAGCCUUCUGUGUAGAUUUUGUUUUCCUCACCAAAGGUUUGAAUUGAAAGAAAAAAAAAGCAAUCAUUUAGCUGCUAUUUACAAUCGUCUGGUACCCUCUCAAUUGACAAAAUAGGCAAUAUAAUGCCUGAGAAACCUUUUCAUAGCAAGCCAUUGUAGUUUUUCGUAUACCUAUCCACUAGAAUGCUACAAAGAAUUGAUUGAAAUAAAUAGUCAUAUUUUUGUUAGCUAGAAUGAUGUUGAUAUUUUGCCUCUAAAGCAUGCUGUGUGGAGCCUGUCUGUGUAUUAAUACAGCGGCAUGCCUGGUAGAAGACUGAGACAUAGCCACAAAAUGCCUGUGCCUGAAAAGCUGUAGAGACAUUACCCUGCUGUAACUGUUCAAAGAGGACUGUAAGGAGGAGUAGACAUGGACUGCUGGGCUGGAUUUGAGACAGAUAAUGCAGACAAACAGUUGCCUGCUUCUCUCUCUGCAGGUGGAAACAUGAGAGAGAUGGAGAGAAAUUGAUAGAAAGAAAUUCAAUGCUUAAGCAGAGUGGACUAUCUGAUGUGCGGUUUCUGUUUUCCCACCCAGACAAAAACAUACUGCCUGUAAGUUGCAGCUACCCAUCCUAAUCCAUCUACCCAUUUCUGCACGCCCUCAGACAUGCACACCCACACACUUCCUCAUGCUCUUGUGUGUGUUUGUGUACACCGUAAACACUCAGACACGCCGGCUCUUUGCAUGUGCUUUUCACUCCUGUCAUCCUCCUCCGCACUGCCAUGGAAACAGAAUUCGGCAUUCAAAUAUGUGUAUUGUCUGGGGGUAUGUGCAUGUCACUCAGUGAUCUGAAGUUGUUUAGGGGGGCAUCUUUUUCUCCAGGCAUGGCUCCAGAAGCUUUAAUCAGAGCCUUUGCUCACACUCCUUUCACUAAUCCCCUUUAUUACCCAGUGACAUGAGGCAGCAUCCCUGUUACAUGGUCAGAGGUUUUGGAAAAUGCUCUCCUUCGCUGCCCCCCUGCUAUGGUGUCUAUACCAUGCGAGUAGACUCACAGGGAUGAACGGCUGUUUAAUGGUGCAGUGGCGGGGAGGCUAAGACGAGGCACAAAAGGAGAGGCUUCUUGACUCAUGGUCGACUGGGUAGCUGUGUGGCAGGCAGCUAAAAAAGGUUUGAGUCAUUCUCCAUAUGUGACUUGUUUUCCAAGUGCGUCAGCAGUGCGCAUAUGCUACCAGUCUGCACCUGCAGAAGGUCUCAGUGUCUUAAAUUGCAGCCACUUGACUAUGCCACCAUUCCUCCUUUCCGUACUGGUCACUCUCUUAUUUUCUCUCUUUGCUUCCUCUGUCCUGUAUGUGUCACAUGUCACAUAGAUGUGAUUGCUGACAAGAGAAAGCUGAUGCAUGCUGAAAGCAUGGCCACCCCAACACACACGCGCACAUAAACAAAACUCCCACCUACUAACAUGUCAGUAGCACUGUUACGCUUCCAGGCAGUAAUGUUCCAGAGUGUGUCUACUCUUUACUGAGGGGGGUGGGGGGAUAUCUGGGGUUUUCAUGCUUCAGACAGGCCUUGGCAUUGAUGUAUAGAACUGCACAUUCUCUCCGUCUUUCUCAUAAACAUGCAGCUUCCUGGGGGAGAGCAGAUGGCUAAGCCCAGCUCGCCACCUGCAGGCUGCUGCCGGCACGCCACGGGCAUCUCUGUGGGCAUCACUGCCGGCCCUGGCAGCCCUCUAGGGCCAGGUUUCCACCCACCCUGACUUAGCCAUCUUGCCCAGCACAGACUACAGCUGACAGAACUGGCCUCCUGACAAUAACUCACUGCCCAGGCACCAUAACCAAUGCAAUAAACAAAGAAGAAGAAUGUGCCAUGUCAUCAACUAAUACUGACACGUUAUGUGUUUGGAGAAUGUGCCAAAAUCGUCUCAUGAUGACACGUUUUAAUACUAUCUGGAGUUCGUUCUGUUUAUUUUUUUAUUGCGUUGUUUGUACGUGAAUUAUACAUCAGCAAAUGUUUUAUGGAUUUGUGAUUUGUUCUGCCAGACUAAGUCUCAAGUCAACUAGAUGCUUGUGUACAGUCCAGUGCAGCUUUCGAGGGUUAUUUUAAAUCCUCUUUAUUCCUCAUUUCCCAAAGCACAGCAAGACUUCACCGGGAUGAGAGUUUUCGUCGGAAAGACACGAGUGUGGUAUUUUCUAAACAAUAAAAAAAGAGUUGUUUCAGGAAUUCUGGUUCACUGUAAGUCUGUGACAACUGUACACAAGUAUCUAGGCUUUCAAGGUGUUUGUUUUUCACUGAGGGAUCAGGAUUCCCUCAGAUUGUUUUCAAUAUAAAAUACAAUAUCAUGUUCAUACCAUAUCUUCUUUAUAAGAAGACGACUCAGUGCACCUUUACUUUAUUUGACAGCAGUUUGUUUUAAACGGCUGAGCAUUCCAAGCUCCCUGGACCAGUACAAAUACAUAACACCACUGGCACUCUGGAGAAAAAGGGAAUAAUUUCUGUCUGAUGGGAUUCAGCAGGAAAACAAGAGCUAGAGGUUUCUCUUUUUUGUGGCUGUGCAGCUUAAUCAUCAGCACGCAAUUUCAUUAGCUUAUAAAUGGCCAGAGUGCAAAGUGACUAGGUCCUAAAAGUUCUGAAGAGUUACAACUCUCGUGCAUAUACUGUACCAAGACGUUGAUUUAUCAUUUUGAUAACUGCAGCUUAUUUUUGUGGAUGCUUUAGCACUUCUUACUUUGCCAGAGCAUAUUUGUGAUGAUUAACAGUUCACAAGUUCUGAUACAGUUGUCUCAAUGUGCUUGUGCAAGUAGUUCUAUUUUUUACCAAUAAAACUAUUUUGUGAAAGCAA
Molecule: messenger RNA, 4786 nt
Organism: Epinephelus lanceolatus (giant grouper)
Lineage: Eukaryota; Metazoa; Chordata; Actinopteri; Perciformes; Serranidae
Source: RefSeq, a predicted model, not a curated record